Messenger RNA from Eleginops maclovinus (Patagonian blennie), 7129 nucleotides. It is a transcript of the gene slc6a9, whose product is annotated as solute carrier family 6 member 9. The record is from RefSeq and is a predicted model, not a curated record. Gene Ontology annotation, cellular component: plasma membrane. Gene Ontology annotation, molecular function: glycine:sodium symporter activity. Gene Ontology annotation, biological process: neurotransmitter transport; sodium ion transmembrane transport; synaptic transmission, glycinergic. The coding region runs from base 362 to 2329 and encodes 655 amino acids. Lineage: Eukaryota; Metazoa; Chordata; Actinopteri; Perciformes; Eleginopidae. The transcript is spliced from 14 exons.
CUUGAUCCAAACUUCUAUCUUCACACCUGUUAGUUUAUCACCUUGCUUCUUUACUUGAUAUAGAAGUUGGUGUUUCCCUUUUGAUAUGUUUCUUCUUCAAACAUCUUAGCGCGGACGCAUAGAAAAGUUUCUGGAUUAGGGCAGAAUUAACACAAAGCGGCGACGCCACUCCAGCUACACUCGCAAAACAACGCAGAAGAGGCACGAGGGGGACCAAGACACUCGAGCGAACGCCGCCUCAGAAAUACUUCGAAUCACAGCAAUCGCGAGAAAAGGCAGAACGAGUCCAUCCCAGAGAGAGUGAGAGUGAGAGAGACGGCAGCAGAGAGGCAGGGGAUCUUUGCCGACAAGGUCCUGAAGGAUGGAAGAGAAGCAGUUUGCCGGGAUCCUGAAUGGAGCAGUUCCAGGUGAGCCGGCGAAGAAGGAUGAAAACUCCCGGAGAGGGAACUGGGGGAACCAGAUUGAGUUUGUCCUUACCAGCGUGGGCUACGCUGUGGGCCUGGGCAACGUCUGGAGGUUUCCCUACCUCUGCUACAGAAAUGGAGGAGGUGCCUUCAUGUUACCCUACUUCAUCAUGCUGGUGUUCUGCGGAAUCCCUCUCUUCUUCCUGGAGCUGUCCUUUGGUCAGUUUGCCAGCCAGGGGUGCCUGGGAGUAUGGAAGAUCAGCCCCAUGUUCAAAGGUGUGGGCUAUGGCAUGAUGGUGGUGUCCACCUACAUUGGGAUCUAUUACAACGUGGUCAUUUGUAUUGCCUUCUACUACUUUUUCAUGUCCAUGACAAACUUGUUGCCAUGGACAUACUGCAACAAUCCCUGGAACACACCGGACUGCAGCGGUGUGUUGAACAGCAGUGUCACCGCCACCCUGGCUAACGCUACCAAGAGCCUGGUGGAAGGGGUGAGCGAGGUCGUCAACCGCACCAAGAGGACCAGCCCCAGUGAGGAGUACUGGAAACACUAUGUGUUGAACAUUUCUGAUGAUAUUGGGAACUUUGGAGAGGUUCGUCUCCCUAUUCUCGGCUGUCUGGCUGUGUCCUGGUUUGUCGUCUUUCUCUGUCUCAUCAGGGGUGUCAAAUCCUCUGGAAAGGUGGUGUACUUCACAGCCACAUUCCCCUACGUUGUUUUAACCAUCCUGUUCAUCCGUGGCAUCACCUUGGAAGGAGCCAUCAACGGCAUCAAGUACUACCUGACUCCCCAGUGGCAUAAGGUCCUUGAUGCAAAGGUGUGGGGAGAUGCAGCAUCACAGAUCUUCUACUCUCUGGGCUGCGCAUGGGGCGGUCUCAUUACCAUGGCUUCCUAUAACAAGUUCCACAACAACUGCUUCAGAGACAGCAUCAUCAUCAGUAUUACUAACUGUGCGACCAGUGUGUAUGCCGGCUUUGUCAUAUUCUCUAUCCUGGGCUUCAUGGCACACAACCUGAACGUCCCAGUGUCCGAGGUGGCAGACCAUGGCCCGGGCCUGGCUUUUGUUGCUUACCCAGAAGCCCUCACUCUGCUCCCCAUCUCACCUCUCUGGUCACUGCUCUUCUUCUUCAUGCUCAUCCUUCUGGGACUGGGGACUCAGUUCUGUCUUUUGGAGACUCUGGUGACGGCCGUCGUAGAUGAGAUCGGAACAGACUGGAUCAUAAGGAACAAAACCGUCGUCACGCUGUCGGUGGCCGUAAUUGGAUUUUUACUUGGAGUGCCACUUACAACACGGGCAGGAAUCUAUUGGUUGCUACUGAUGGACAACUACGCUGCUAGUUUCUCUCUUGUCAUUAUCUCCUGCAUCAUGUGCAUCUGCGUCAUGUAUGUUUACGGCCACAAGCAAUACUUUAAAGACGUUGAGAUGAUGCUGGGCUUCCCUCCUCCUCUCUUCUUCAAAGUCUGCUGGAGAUUCAUCUCCCCUGUCAUCAUCUCUUGCAUCCUGAUCUUCACAGUGAUCCAGUACAAGCCCAUCACCUACAAUGAUUACGUGUAUCCCAACUGGUCUCUGGGUAUCGGCUUCUGCAUGGCAAUGUCCUCAGUGGUUUGCAUACCCAUUUAUGCCCUCUACAAGAUCUCAAGGUCCCCAGGAGCCACCUUCAGAGAGCGGUUGAAGUUCGCUUGCCGGCCACAUCCAAAGUGGGGCCCUGCACUGAAGGAACACCGGACAGGCCGCUACGCCCCCCUGGCCUCCGAAGAAACUGUGGAGUCUCGUCCCCUCAAGGAGAAGGAGGAGCUGAAGGAGGAGCAGAAGGAAGAGGCGAAGGAGGAGGAGGAGAAAGAGAGGAAGGAUGAUAUCAGCCUCACCAUCCAGGGAAGCAACGGCUCCACCAACACAACACACAACAGCCCCAACCCCAGCGCAUAGACGGCACCCAGUUCUGUCAGCGCUUUCCAGGGCAGCGCCCCCACAGUACUCCACCAUCUCUUCCUUCUCUUCCUCCCUUCUCCUCCAUCCUCACCCCACUUUCCCACAGUCCUCUGUGGGGGAGAUCCCAUUCGCUGGAGACCUUUACAUAUUGUAAGGGCUUAUUAUAUCUAUCCUAACCUCUUCUGUCUAUCUGCGUGUUGUCUCUAGAAAAAACGAAGAAGAAGAAAAAAGACGAAAGGAAAAUAGUUGGGUCGUCAUCCAAAAGAUUUGUGUGUAUAUUAGUGUAUGUGUGGGUGGGUUGUUAAUUUGUUACACAUAAUUUAAUAAUUCAGUUUGUUUUUCCUUUCAUUUUUUUUUGUAAAACUUGUACAUCUUCAUAUGCCGUUAGAGGUACAGUCCUUUUGUGACGCUGUUUGUUUUGUGCAUGCAGCAACAUAGAGACACACACUGUUCUCCUUUAUUCUGUUAGCCUUGUCUGUUUAGGGACUGGGGCCUUUCUAGCAGCAGUGUUUUGAGAGCCGGAGACUUGAAAUGUGCUACACAUUAGUGCUGUAGUAAAGAGGAGCAGGGUGAACUGUGCCUGAACCGGCCAUUUGCAGUUUGAUAAUGCGGUAGAAUGGAAAACGGUCAGGAAAAGACGCGGAUACAUUCGUUGUACAUUUUACAGCACACAGUGACCUCAACCAUAGUUGAUCUCAGCUUAAAACUAAACUUGUUAUUUUAUGCUGCUUCUUCUUCAAAAAGUUCUUACAGAGCACACAUAUUUAACACCUGAGAUGGCGACUGACACUGAUUUUCUGUGGAAAUGUCCUCCAUGUGUAACUUGUUUUCCCACUAAAGCUGCUUAAACUUUGUAAACUAAGCAGAGGUAUAUCAGUUAACAGUGCUGUAUUCUCUGCCUCCACAUUCAUACAUACAGACACACACACACACACACGCACACGUUUAUUGUUGUUCCUUGCCUGUGGAAACCUUGUCUCAACUAAGGUGGCCUGUUACAUUUAUACGGAUCGAAACCACUUAACUUGUCCCCGCUGCCUAAAAUCACCCAUACAUACACAUGAAACAUACAGAUGCAACUCUGUUCAUAGGAGAGCCAUCCCUCCUUAAGUCUUCCAGGCAUUAUUUUUGAGUGAAAUGCAUCUUGGGAUGUGAAGGAGGUUCCGGGCUAGAAGACGUAGCUAGGUGUGUCGUAGUCUGUGUCUCCCGUGGGUCAUAGCAAUCUGCCCCAUUAAGGCAUGUUACCAAAAACAUUACCUGAGUUACCUGCACAUGUUUUUGGCAACAUUAUAUACUGUAUAUCUGAGAAAGACUGCUAUGGUGUCAGUAUUUUACAGUCAGUGGAACCUUUAAUGUAUUUACCGGCAUUUAUUUUAAAGCUCUGAAUCAAGCUGUGACUGGUUGAGGGACAAAAAGCUGAGAGAGAUGAGGCUUUUUGCCAGAAGAAUACACUAUAAAAAAUCUUAAAUGAAUGAUGUAGAUUUAAAUGUAGCUGUAUAGUAUCGUUCUCUCAGUAGAAUUCUCCUUUUUACCUCUGUUUAUUGUAAAGUAACUUAGUAAAUAAUUAUAAAGACAGCAUAUGUUUAUUUUGUACAAAAAAAAAUGUAAAACUACAGAAUACAUAAUUAACCAUGUUUACCAUUCCUCAUCUGUGACUUUCAUUGUGGUUUUGUUUUGGAGGGUGUAAUGGGACAGAGAGGGGGUCUCUAUAGCAUGCACAAUAGGGUUGGUUUUGGAAACUGUGGUCAUAGAAGUUUCUGGCAGUCUAAAUACAGAACAAAUAUGUGAUAAGAGUUGUGUUAUUUGUCAUCUGGAGAGCUGUGUGAAGAUCACAUGUUCCUCUGUCUUUUCAUCUGAAGAUGCUUUUGUUGGACCCUUUCGGGUGGCAGUGAGAUGCUUUUAGCUUUGCAGGCAAGGAGGAUUUUUUUUUGGAUUGCAUCAGGUCUGGCUGUAAUGUUCCUUCAUGUUCUUCUUUAUUGUGAGCUGUCAAAUCACCAAUAUUAUCAAAGAAGUCUGGAGAACUACAGAGCUACAAUAACUGUAUUCGCAUUUGUGGCAUAAAACAUAAAUUGUUUGUGUUUACAACAUUGUUAUGGGUAGAGAGACUUAAAGGAGUAUACUACUAGUUUUAAAUGUAUUGCUGGGAGUUAGCUGAGAAGUUUGAGAUACUACUUGCACGUGUCUACAGUAAAUAGGAAGCUUCAGACAGCACCUGGCUAGCUUAGCUUAGCAUAAAGACUGUAAAGACUUUAUACCAAGCUGAGCAGAUAGCUCCAGCUUCAUAUUUCACUUACAGUCAUGAGAAGGUAUCAAUCAUCAUUUCCAAUUCUAAGAAAUCAAGCUAAAAAGUAUAUUUUUCACAAAUAGUUUCUAUAUGUAAAUGCAUAUCAGGCAUUUCAAAAGUGUUCAGAAAUAAUGAUGCACAACUUCAGAUUAUAUCAACACAUUGUCUGCUUUCUUUGACCACUAUUCCCCACAAUGAUUUACUUGACAGUGCACUUGCUCCUGUGAUCCACAAGAUGGGGUGAUGCUGACACUCAGGGUAGUACGCACAACAGAGGUGGAACUGUGAACUUAAGAAAAAAAAGCCAAUCAACACAGAAAGGGUUACAUAUUAAGGCAGCAACAAAGAGUGGUCAAUGCUAAGCACAGAAGUUCAAAUGAAUCAUGAUAAGCGCAGUGAGCAUUCUGAAAAAGCACACAUUUCUAAGUUUUUAACAGGCUUUGUUUAGAAAUGCACACAGCACAAUGGCUGUUCCCAUAGAUGGAGAAUUAUAGCCUUGGUAGUUAGUUGUCUUUUUUUUUACAUUCUGGUGCUCUAUCAAACAAUACAUUCACCACCUAUUAAUUUAAACAUAUUACGUUGCUUAAUCCAACUCAAAAUUCCGAUCUAAGGAGUGUCGCACUUUUUUGUUGAAAAGGUCAAUAUGAAGUUAUUAUUCUCAGUGCAUAUUUGGACAGCUUGCAGACCAUUUCCUGUUUGUGGUUGCCUGUCUCUCCUGUUCAUGCUGUAGUUGGUGAGGCUUAACCACCAUGUUUCCAUGCCAUCCAUCGCUCUACAUACCCAAAACCUCUUACCAUUACUCCGCUGCCCCCACAGCUCUUCCUCCUUUUGUACAGUAAUGUAAAAAAUAUAUAAUCGGACUGUGUAUGUGUGUGUUUAUCCUUGCUUUUAUUUCGAGGGGGGGUAAGUGUGUUUUUGUGGGUUCAGGGAGGGCGGGUAAUGUUUCAUUUUGUUUUAUGAUUUGUCUUUUUUCUUGUAGUGUAAUGUAGACGACGUCAGGUGUAUUGUGUACUGUGUGUGUAGUGGAUUUGCUCGUACUGCUGAGCCUGCAUGUAGAGCAGGAGUAGUGUAAGUGUUGAUGUCGAUGUACCUCUAACCUAUCAGAACUAGCCACGUCUUAUUCUGCUAAUAAUAUAGUCUAUCUUUUAAGAAAAAAAAACACAUUUUGUACUAAAAGAAGAGAAAGAAAACUACAUAUUUUACUUUCAGAUUUUAAUCAUUGUCCAAUGUUAAAUGUCACUACAUUUUUUUUUUUUUUGAGUUGUAUUCAGUGAAAUAUUAAGAUAAAGCCAGCUAAUAUUAAAAAAGCAUUUCCAAACAAAAGCUUUGGAUCGAAACUUGAACUACAAAAGAAUGGUUAGUUUUUAAGGUGAGCUCUGGUGUAGAUGGCGGCUGCAGCUUCAUGACGAUGCUUUUUUUUUUAAAGAACAAUGUCACGUGAACUUAAAGCUACAUUUUACACAGUGCAGUGCCAACGGUCGUAUAUUACUGUUUAAUAUUCAGAGGCCCUUAACUGAACUUUUUUUUGGCUAGCUGUUACAAUAUUAGCAAAAAUCAAAACACCAAAUUUACUCAGCCUCUAACAUUGAAUUAGCAUCAGGACCCAUUAACUCACAUUUUAAUUCUUGUGCAGCUCUGAAUUAUAAUAUCAGGACAUCAUUUUGUUUUAUGUUGACAAUUCAAACAAUUAUGUGCCAUCUAUGUAUCAGACAAGGGUACGGUGACUAUUAUAUUUUGAGUUAUUUCUCUUGUUGGUAAAGUAAACUUUCAGUUAUCUGGCUACCAAAAGAGAAGGACCAAUUACGUCCUACAGGAGACUUCAAAAAAAGAUCAACACAAUUUAAAAUAGUUCAUAACUGACCCAUGUAUUCAGAUACUUAUAUACUAUUGCCUAUUUUCAUUGUACACUGAAGUGGCCAUGAAGAAAGUCACUGAUGUUGAAGAACUACAUGAAGCUUUGGACCAUUUUUAUACACAAAUUCACUACACAAGUGUUCUACUAUACUAAAAAACUGUGACUUCACCUUGUUUCUGUGGUUCUCCAUAAAUUACAGAACAUUACCUCUUGAAUUUCUUACUACUGCUCAUACAAACAUACCAUUAUGUUUCAGCACUUUAAAGACGUCAUUUGUGUUUUUUGUCUAAGCAACAGGAAAAAACAUAAUUAGAAUAUUCAUUUAAAAAAAGAAACCAAGUUGGCUAAAUAAUGUCUUACUUUCAGUGGUCUGUUUGAAAUAAACUGUGCAGGUGUCAAUGGACAAAUGCUGUGUUGUUGCUAUGCCAAUGUACAUUGUUUCAUGGGAGGAGUGGAGAGAAAAAGCACAAGUGAGAUGGAGAACACAGUUCUUCUGGUAUCCUCUAUCAUAUCUAUCUGUCUAUCUAUCUAACCAUGACUGUUCUUCCUGUUCUUCAACCUUUAGGGCCAAAAUCCAUUGAAAUGUCUUAGUCCUGUCAGCUGUAUAUCGUAAACUGUUGAAUUACAAAAUGGUAAAUAAAAUCUAUUUUAAAGAUCA